UUGGGGUUGUAUCAUGGUAAGCAUGGCCAACAGUUGUUUUCAACUUCUUCUUUUCCUUCCUUUGUUUUUGAUGUUUGUUUCCCUUGAAGCCAGUAGAUUCAGUUCCAACUCUAGCAAUUCCAAACCCAGUUGCAUAGAGAUUGAAAGGAAAGCACUUGUUGAAUUCAAAAAAGGUCUCACAGAUCCUUCUGGUCUACUUUCUUCUUGGGUAGGCAAUGAUUGUUGUACUUGGAUGGGUAUAGGUUGCAGCAACCAGACUGGCAAUGUUGUAGCGCUGGAGCUUGGAAACCUUGGUGACUGUUAUGACAAAAAAAUUGGUUAUGCACCUGCAACCAACUCGUCUUGUUUGGGUGGUGAGGUAAGUUCCUCCUUGCUCAACUUGAAAUAUUUGAAUUACUUGGACCUAAGCAUGAAUGAUUUCCAAGGGAUUACAAUCCCAAAUUUCUUAGGCUCACUUGAAAAGUUGAGCUACCUCGAUCUCUCUUAUGCAUCUUUUGGUGGAAUGAUUCCUCCUCAUCUUGGAAAUCUAUCAAAUUUGCACCAUCUUGAUCUCUUUGCACUUUCAAGUUGGGUUUCAAAUUUAAACUGGCUUGUUGGUCUGUCUUCUCUAAGAUAUCUUAAUCUUGGAUAUGUGAACCUCACUUUGGCAAGUACUAAUUGGCUGCAAGCUUUAAAUAUGCUUCCUUCUCUGUCAGAAUUGAGAUUGCAAAACUGUGAACUUCACAGCUUACCUCACUCUGUACCAAACAUCAAUUUCACUUCCCUUUCCGUCCUUGAUCUCUCUGACAACAAUUUCAACUCUUCAAUACCUCAAUGGUUGUUUAACAUAAGUUCCCUUUUGGAUCUAUAUCUUUCUCUUAGUUACAUGAAGGCCCCUAUUUCUGAUAUACAAUGGGGAAACCUCUGCAACUUGAGAACUUUAGAUUUAUUCGGAAAUCAAAUUAACGGAGACAUAAGUGAACUUAUAAGGGGUUUGGUUGAAUGCAGCAACAGUAGCUUAGAAGAGUUAAGCUUAGGGAGCAACCAAGUGAGUGGACAGUUGCCAGAUUAUUCACUAGCACACCUUCAGAACUUAAGAAACCUUCUACUUUCUAAUAACUUAAUUUCAGGCCCAAUCCCAGCAUCUAUUGGAAGGUUGUCAAAAUUGGAGAUAUUACACCUCUCUUUUAAUCAAAUGAAUGGGUCUAUUCCAGAUAGUGUCGGAAAACUUGCAAACUUAAACGUCUUGGCACUUUAUAACAAUUACUGGGAAGGUGCUCUAUCCCAAAAUCAUUUGCAAGGCCUCACAAAACUGCUAAGUUUCACAAUAUCAUCGUCGAACAAUAGUUUAAUCUUCAAUAUGAGUCACGAAUGGGUUCCUCCUUUUAGCCUAACAGAAAUCGCAAUCCGCAACUGUCAAUUAGGUCCCAUAUUUCCAGCAUGGCUAAGUAAUCAAAAACUACUUGUUGAUAUAACGUUGGCAGACGCUGCCAUUUCCGACACAAUACCUUAUUGGCUUUGGGAGUUAUCCCCACAGAUCUAUUGGUUAGAUCUUUCUUACAAUCGGAUACAUGGAAUGCUUCCCAAUUCAUUAGUAUUUCUCUCAGCAUUUCUAGUGGAUUUAAGUUUCAACCGCUUAGAAGGUUCACUCCUAUUUUGGCCCGACGCGUCAAAUCUCUUGCUGGCAAGCAAUUUAUUUUCAGGAUCAAUUCCCAUGACCAUCAGCCAAAUGAUGCCGUCAUUGGAAGUUCUUGAUUUAUCUGGGAACUUCCUAAAUGGUAGCAUCCCCUUGUCCAUAGGUAAGAUGAAACGUUUGGAAAUGCUUUAUCUAUCAAACAACCAUUUUUCUGGAAGAAUCCAUGAUCAAUGGAGGGACUUACCAAAUCUUGAAAUCAUAGAUUUGUCCAAAAAUAAUUUACAUGGUGAGAUUCCAGGUUCAAUUUGCUCACUGCCUAGUCUUUCUUGGUUGAAAUUGAGCAGCAACAAUCUUUCAGGGGAAGUAUCUUUUGCAUUACAGAAGUGCAAAGGCUUGACGAUGCUUGAUCUUGGAGAGAAUCGAUUCUAUGGAAACAUACCCAAAUACAUUGGACAAAGCUUCUCAUCACUAUUGGAACUGCGUAUACGAGACAACAUGUUUAGUGGAAAUAUUCCUGCACAAUUAUGCUCUCUUGCUCACCUCCACAUCUUGGACCUUGCUCUUAAUAAUUUAUCAGGAUCCAUCCCAUCAUGCUUGGGAAAAUUGGGUGCUCUGAAUUCUAUGAUAUCAUAUAGUCCACAUCAACUCUCUCUCAGUGAUGCCAUUUAUCAACAAAUGGAAAUGGAAUUGGUUGUGAAAGGAAGACAAUUGAUAUAUACCUUCACACUUGAGUUGGUAAAUAUCAUUGACUUGUCGAGCAACAAUCUUCAGGGAGAGAUCCCAGAACUAAUAACAAAUCUCUCGACCUUAGGAACCUUAAAUUUAUCCCACAACCGACUGACGGGGAAAAUACCGGAGAAGAUUGGAGGCUUACAACGGUUAGAAACACUUGACCUCUCAUGCAACCACCUUUCAGGUCCAAUUCCUUCAACCAUGUCCUCUAUGACUUCACUGAACAAUUUGAACUUGUCAUUUAACAAUUUGUCCGGACCAAUUCCCUCCGGCAACCAGUUCGAAACCUUCAUUGAUCCUUCCAUUUACGAGGGUAACCCAGAACUUUGUGGGCCUCCAUUGUCAACCAAGUGCCUAAUGCCCAAUGAUAGAGAUGCUGAUGCAAACCAACAUGCUAAGGCUCACAAAGAUGAAGAUGAGAAUGAAGACGAAAACGAAAACGAAAACGAAAACGACAACUUGGGCUUCUACCUUGGCAUGGCAUUGGGGUUUGUGGUGGGGUUUUGGGCUGUUUGUGGUAGUUUGAUGUUAAAGAAGUCUUGGAGAUACACCUACUUUGGGUGUGUUGAUAAAAUGAAGGAUUGGCUUUUCGUUGUCGUGAUGGUGAACUUGAACCGGUUACGAAGAAGAAUGAUGGGAGCGGAACAUAACUGAAGGCCCAUGUGGCUAAUUACGUAAAGACACCUUGAUUCAAAAAGGAAACUUUGAACAAGAAGGAUAUCAAAUAAAUAGCUUGGCUUGCCUUCCCACCGUGGUCAACAUGGCUUAAACUUUUCUUCAUGCUUCUCAGGUUU
Messenger RNA from Camellia sinensis, 3141 nucleotides. Its product is annotated as receptor-like protein EIX2. NCBI's taxonomy places the organism in Eukaryota, Viridiplantae, Streptophyta, Magnoliopsida, Ericales, Theaceae. The record is from RefSeq and is a predicted model, not a curated record. Gene Ontology annotation, molecular function: protein binding.